AUGAGGCAUUUGUUUGAUACCAAAAAAGAGCAUAAAUCAAUCAAGCUUGUCAAGAAACUCCAGAAAGAAGCGGAUAAAGAAUGGGAAAAUGAAAUUGCUCGUAGACGAGAACAAGAGUUGAACGAUGAAGCUAUUGCAAAGGAAUUACAGGCACAAUUAGAGCAGGAAUCUUCUGCUGCCAAUGGCAGUAAUCGUGCCAACAGUCCGCCUCCAUUGCCGACAAAGCCAAGAGCGUAUAAUUCAAGCACCAACAUCUCUUCUAGUCAUGCUACUGCUUCAUCAUCAUCCAUAUCACCACCAACCAAUUACUCUUCCAACUCAUUACCAACCGCCUCCACCACAUCGCCCACAUCAUCCACAUCACCCUUUGCAACCAAACCAAUGUAUAGUAUAUCCUCUACCAAUCAUCAUUCACAACCUGCGCUACCACCAAGAGAUCAGAAUGCUGCCAAUGGCAAUAAAAGACCUGUGAAAUCCUACUUGUCCAACAACAACAGCAAUGAGAGAUACAAACCAGAACUUCAGUUUGCCUUGGCUUCUCCCGCUCCAUGUCCUAGUUCUGUGUUUUAUCAAAAGACGCCCAAGAUGACACCUGCUAUUACGCCUCUGAAAGCAUUGGAUACCAAUACCACAAAUAGUGCUAGCAAUAACAGCGCACUUUACAAUGGCAGUAAGACACCUACUAGCUCCAAUGGCAUGCAACCAUCCCGGCCUGCACCAGUAACCGUUCAACCGCAACCACCACCCAUCAGUCGACCUGCAUCCACACAACCCGUUAUCAAUCGUAUGGAGAUGCCUAUGCCCACAGAUAUGAAUCCAACACACUUUCAAUCCAUGUCUGCCAAUUCUGCACCUUCGUCAUAUAACAAUCAUCAUCAUCAAACAAGUGUCACGAGUCCUACACAAAACGCUCCAUAUCAACCACCUUCAUAUGCACCGCAUAAAUCAGAUCCCAUUGUAUUACCAUUAUCCCAGCCUACUCCUCCUCAAGCUUCUUCUCAGCAGCAACAGCAGCACUAUUCUGCUCCUGCUGCUGCUACUCUGAUACCAGUGGCACCUCCACAUCCACCAUUGUAUCCACAGCAACAGCAACAACAAAAUGAUACCAAUGCUUCGUAUUUCCCUCCUCCUCCUCCUCAACAACAACAGCAACAACAACAACAACAAUCACAGCAGCAACAUUACCCUUAUCAAACUAUGCGUCAGAGCAUAUCCUCUCCUGCUAUAUCAUUACCUUUGAAUUCUAAUGGCAUUUAUCAACAGGCCAAUUACUCUCAACCACAGCAACAACAACAACAACAAAGUCCUCCUGCUCAGCAACCUUCCUAUUCAUUUAAUUCAGUAUACCAAUCUACGCCACCGCCACAGCAACAGCAACAGCAAUCGUAUGCCUCCGUGAAGCCUCCCCUUGUGUCUGCUGCUAGCAGUAGUGGAUUUCAGAUACCUCCUAUGCCUGUGUGUGCCUCGUCUUCAUCCAGCAGCAAUCUAACAACAAAACCACAACCACAACCACAAGUUCAGCAAAAGCGAAAAUCUACAUUAGCGCCUACAAACCCUUACUACAACAAGCAAGAUGAGCCUCCAUUGUCUAAUUCUACCAUUUCGCUGAAGCCAGAUGAAGGACAACCCAAGGAAUACAUGCAUCAGGACCUGUUAGGUUUGGGUAGGGACAAUGGCAAGGACGAUGACGAAGAUGAAGAUGAUGAUUGGGAUAUUGUGAGACCAGCAAAGACACCUCAUCGCCCACCUACACCUAUGGCAUCCAACGCGGCUGUGAAUGAACAAGAAGAGGAUGAGGAUGACAAGGAAUCAGCGAUUGAUUAUUCAGACAUGAUCUAUCAUUCAGGGGAAAAGGUACAAGAGGAAAAAGAAAAGAAACACACCCACUCAGAUCAUGAGGAAGAAAAUGAAGAAGAAGAGGAAGAAGAAGGAGAAGAAGAUUGGGAAGAUACAGCCAUUGAUCCAUUUGAUGACGAUUUUGCAGUGCAUGUACCCAAAGGAUCCAAAGCGACCAGUGCUACUGUAGUGGGUGAUUUCAGAAAAAAGAGAGCCAGCAGUGUUGUUACCACAUUGUCCCCUACCAUUCAAAUCUUGGAUCCAACCAUCAUCCCUGCCACAACAUCGCCUAUUGCUUCUCCCGAGGAGGCGGAGGAAAAGAUCAUUGUACAAAAGAGAAAGCCAAAGCAAGACAAAACCGAAGAGGACAAUACACCUCGCCAGUAUGUUGAAAAGGAGAGCCAAGAGAUUGAGCAUAGACCAAUCACACCUCACAUGAAUCGACAGUCGAUGGGAUCCUACGUGUCAUCCUCUGUAGCAGCUACACCAGCACCUUCUUUCUAUUCACCAUCACCAGCGCCUCCUCAUCCAUCACAACAACUCUCCUAUUAUAGCCACUCUCAAUCAACACCACUGAUAGAACUGCAUCUACCAGAAGACGAACAGAGCAAAGUGUACCCGACCAACAUAUUGAAGGCGGGUGCUCCUCCUGAUUCUUCUGCCUCUCAGAUGCAGCAGCAGCAGCAGCAGGCAGCAAAUCCAUACUUUAAGAAACAAGGAAUUGUUCCUGCCACUGAUUAUGGGUACUUUAAAGAAGGAGAUCAAUUGGCCAACAAGACAUUACCAAAACUACCUCCAUCUGCUACAUCCAAUGAUGAUCGUCAUAUCACUGUAUCCAGCAUCAACCCAGGUCAACGUGUAUGGAUCCGCAUCCACCCUACUGAUACGGGCAAAGAUUUGGCAGAACGCAUUCACAUUGUCGCUUCCUAUCAAACAAGACGUGUUACCAAGAUCACCACCAAACAAGGCCGUCAAAUUUCGUUGGACAACAAACCUUUGUUUGAGGAUUGGAAUGAGAUUGUCAACUUUAAAGAAGGAGAGCAGUGGACAGUGGAAUGGGUGCCAAUCGAACAUCCCUAUGUAGAUAUCAUUACGGAAGGAAAAGAGUUCAUGAAGCAAUUGAAGGCAAAUUUUAGAGGCUCUUCUUCAAAGUAG
Messenger RNA from Mucor velutinosus, 2991 nucleotides. It is a transcript of the gene SAS10, whose product is annotated as something about silencing protein 10. The coding region runs from base 1 to 2991 and encodes 996 amino acids. The record is from RefSeq and is a predicted model, not a curated record. The transcript is spliced from 4 exons. NCBI's taxonomy places the organism in Eukaryota, Fungi, Mucoromycota, Mucoromycetes, Mucorales, Mucoraceae.